GGUUACCCUGCCCCUCCCGCAGCAGGGACGCCAUGGAGGGCUCCCUGCACCGCGUCUCCUUUGGGAACCAGCACGCCCGCCGGGACCUGUCCUUCUACCUCUCCACCUUUGGUCAGCUGAAGCUGUCGAUUGACACCAAGGACCGGGUCCUGCUGCUCCACAUCAUAGAAGGGAGAGGCCUGAUUAGCAAAGAGCCCGGCGUCUGUGAUCCCUAUGUGAAGGUUUCCUUGAUCCCUGAAAACAAUCGAAUGCGCUUUCAGAAGACGCAGACCAUUCCAGACUGCAGAAACCCUGCUUUCCAUGAACACUUUUUCUUUCCUGUCCCUGAAGAGGAUGAUCACAAGCGUCUUCUGGUUACCGUGUGGAACAGGGCCAGUAAGACCAGGAAAUGUGCACUCAUCGGCUGCAUGAGCUUCGGGGUGAAGUCCCUCCUGGCUCCGGAUAAGGAGGUCAGUGGCUGGUACUACCUUCUGGGGGAGGACCUCGGUCGGACCAAGCACCUGAAGGUGGCCAGACGGCGGCUGCGGCCCCUGAGAGACCCGCUGCUGAGAAUGCCAGGAUGUGGGGACCCCGACAAUGGGGAGGAAUUCGAGAUCACCAUCCCGAGGGGCAAAGACGGCUUUGGCUUCACCAUCUGCUGCGACUCUCCAGUCCGAGUCCAGGCUGUGGAUUCUGGAGGCCCGGCAGAGCGGGCAGGGCUGCAGCAGCUGGACACGGUGUUGCAACUGAAUGAAAGGCCGGUGGAGCACUGGAAAUGUGUGGAGCUGGCACAUGAGAUCCGGAGCUGUCCUGGUGAGAUCAUUCUGCUGGUGUGGCGCAUGGUUCCCCAGAUCAAGCCUGGGCCUGAUGGUGGGGUCCUACGGCGGGCCUCCUGCAAGUCAUCGCAUGACCUCCAGUCACCCCCCAACAAGAGGGAGAAGAACUGCACCCACGGCGCCCAGGCACGACCGGAGCAGCGCCACAGCUGCCACCUGGUGUGCGACAGCUCAGAUGGGCUGCUGCUCGGUGGCUGGGAGCGCUACACGGAGGUGACCAAGCGCGGGGGCCAGCACACCCUACCUGCGCUGUCCCGCGCCACUGCCCCCACCGACCCCAACUACAUCAUCCUGGCCCCGCUGAAUCCUGGGAGCCAGCUGCUGCGGCCUUUGUACCAGGAGGACACCAUCCCCGAAGAAUCAGGGACUCCCAGUAAAGGAAAGUCCUACACGGGCCUGGGGAAGAAGUCCCGGUUGAUGAAGACAGUGCAGACCGUGAAGGGCCACGGGAACUACCAGGACUGCCCUGUCCUGAGGCCGCAUGCCACGCACUCAAGCUACGGCACCUAUGUCACCCUGGCCCCCAAAGUCCUGGUGUUCCCCAUCUUUGUACAGCCUCUAGAUCUCUGCAACCCUGCCCGGACCCUCCUGUUGUCGGAGGAGCUGCUGCUGUACGAGGGGAGGAACAAGGCUACCCAGGUGACGCUGUUUGCCUACUCGGAUCUGCUGCUCUUCACCAAGGAGGACGAGCCUGGUCGCUGCAGUGUCCUGAGGAAUCCCCUCUACCUCCAGAGCGUGACGCUGCAGGAAGGUUCUUCAGAAGACUUGAAAUUCUGUGUGCUGUAUCUAGCAGAGAAGGCAGAGUGCUUAUUCACUUUGGAGGCGCACUCGCAGGAGCAGAAGAAGAGAGUGUGCUGGUGCCUGUCGGAGAACAUCGCCAAGCAGCAACAGCUGGCAGCGCCGCCCCCGGGGAGGAAGAAACUCCACCCUUACGGCUCUCUCCAGCAGGAGAUGGGGCCAGCCAACUCCACCAAUGCUACCCAGGAUAGAAGCUUUACCUCAUCAGGACAGACUCUGAUUGGCUGAGCAAGCCCAAGGGCGGGACUCUGCUUCUGGCAACUUAACCCUUUCUGGGGCGUCCCCUACCACACAGUAACCUCACCUCAACUGGACCCAAAACAGAGGACCAAGAUGGUGGGCCUAGGGUCAUCUGAAGGGAGCAGUCCCGAGGGUAUGUGUGGACUGGCAACAGGAGCAGUGGCGCCAGAGGCCCCCGGCGCAUGUGCAGACCAGUGGCAGGAGGCCCAGAUGGAGAAGACUCGGAAGCUCAUUCCCUCCAAGGAGAAGGAGACUAAACGGCAUCCGGGCACCUGCGCCGAGGUCGCCCUGGUGGACAAGGUGGACCCUCUGCGGCCAGAAGGUGCCUCUACCCAGUCACUCGUUUUCAUCUGGACACAUUCCUGUGUUCAUUCAUUGGAUAUCUGGGGACAUCUCCUCUGUGCCAGGCUCUGUGCUAGGAGCUUGGGGGGUACUAUGGAGAACCAGGUGGAUGUGGCCACUUCUCUUAUCCAGAUUCUAGUCCUAGCAGGGAAGGAACCUUAAAUAAAUCACCGCCAACAGGAGCUCACAGCUGGGAGAGUCUGUGCAGGAAGCUAACGAAUGCCUCUAGAGGGCGUUGUGUCCAGAUGGCUCUGCAGGGACAGGAAAGUGGAGGGCAAAGGAAUAAGCCAGCCAAGGUCUGAGAGCAUGGUCCAGGCCGAAGGCGCAGCUUGUGGAGGACUCCUACCGUGGGAGCGUGGAGUGCUGCCCCUAGUGGUGAGGGCCAGCCUGGGCAGGACUUAGGCAGUGUUUUGUCGAUUUCAUUCUAGAUACAGUGGGAGCCAUGGAGGGCUUUUGAGGAAGGGAGUCAGAGCCUCAGGUACAUUUCUACAAGGUCAGAUUGUGGAUAGUGGGGCCCAAGAGGACGUAUGAGGUCAGUUAGGGGUCCCUUCAGUCCUCUGGGUGAGGGACGAUGGUUUGUCCUGGAGGGUGACUGGGGUGGUGGGGUGGGCAUGUGAAUGCCAGGUUCUAGGAUGAGAAGAGAUGGUUCCCUGCCCCCCGCCCCUGCCCACCACCCGCCCUUAUCUUCCAGCACAUCUUGUUUUCUCAGUGGUGUGAGCCAGGUUUGGAACCUUCCUCAGAAAGCUGCCUGCUGGCCAGGCCUGGGCUGAAUUCUUGAGCGUUCCUGGAGGUGGGACCAGUGAUGCUCAGCCUGGCCAAGGUGGGAAGGUUCAAAGCCCCCAGACCUUGGCAGGGAUUGCCCGUGCAGCCCCUCCAUCCUAUGCUGAGUGGUCUCAUGGGAAACUGGAACCCAGCUCUGGACAUGCUUGGUUUGCUUUCUGUAGAGCUCCUAAGGGUCAGGGACUACAGGCUGGGUGUGGCUCAGGGACUCUCAUAGACUGUCCUAGAAGACUCACUGAGGGGCAAUGAUGGGAGCCCAUCCUGGGGGCUGCCUGCCACAGCCCCUGCUGGAGCUCAGGGUGAGGCAGCUCUCAUACCCCUUCCUAUGCCAAGGUCACAGGUCUGAGGGACAACACUCCUGUACAAAAGGGUACGUGUAAGACCAGCAUCAUUUGUGAAGGAAAAGGGAACCGAGAGGCUGGAGAUAUGGCUCUGGCCAGAGAAGCCCCUGCCCUUGGAUACUCUCUGUGUUGUCAGUGUCUUUAGAGAAGGUUCCAGUGCCCUUGUGAGUUUGCACAGCUGCUGUGGCCACCUGAAUCCCCAGAUUGGUAGCUUAGAAGAGGAUAUGCCCCUUACCUUCCAUGUACCCUCUUCCCAGUGUAAGGAAGAGCAGACGUGCUGAAUCAGCAGCCUACUGGGGGGUGGGAUAGAUCUGCUGGUGACCAAGCUAAUGCCCCUGCCCAGGAGGGAGACAGAYGCUGCCUGGACUGGGAUACUCAGCACCUCUGCCAGCCAGGGCUCGGCCCGCAGGGCGAAUGGAGCAGGGAGCAGCUGGGUCUGCACAGACAGCAAGCUGCACUUUGAUUUCAUUUGAUUCCCUCACAAAAUGACAUUAAGAGGAAUGGGAGGCACGAGAGAAUCGCCUGUCUGGGAAGGCAGCAGGCUUGUCUCCYCUGGGCCUGGUGACCCAGCUCUGUCCAGCAGACAGGUGCAGAGGACAGGAGCUCUGACCACAGAGAAAUGGAGACUCUGAACACAGUACCCAGCCCCCGGCCGAGGCUUGCCUUCCAGCUUGUCCUGAUGAGCUCAUAGGCGGAGCAUGCUCCCAUCCGGGUCCAGGGCGGGGAARCGGACCUGUGCUGCUGGUGGGCCUGGGCUGCCCAGCGACUGCGGUGAGCCACAGUGCCAUUGCUGCUCUGCCUUGUGAAUCGAUGCAACAAUUAAUUUGGCUCCAUGGGCUCCAGAAGAUGAAAUAUGACCUGGUGGCCACCGCUCUUCAGCAUCCCAGUCCAUCCCAGCCGUUCAAGAUGGUGCACAGCUAUCCAAAUCACAUCUGAGAGUCAUAAUCACGGGAAACGUGGCCGGCCCCUCCCCACCACAUAAAUCACGCUAAGAAGCACACAAUGGCCUCUUUCCUGAUGGGCCAAUUGUCUUGGUUUGGUGUCUUGGGCCCAGGAGCUGGGAGCAUGGGAGCACAACCAUUUAUUGUUGAAAAGGCCAUCUGUGUCAUUUGAAUACAAAGUGACCCUUUUAGUUCCCCCACACACCCUCUGAUCCUGUUUCAUGGUUUCUUAGGUCUCAGGCUCCGGGUCUUUUGAAACACUCAUCUCUCCUGUAAGCUAUCCUGCCCGGGUCUUUGAGCCCCUUUAGGA
Molecule: messenger RNA, 4567 nt
Organism: Urocitellus parryii (Arctic ground squirrel)
Lineage: Eukaryota; Metazoa; Chordata; Mammalia; Rodentia; Sciuridae
Gene: Rgs3
Product: regulator of G protein signaling 3
Cellular component (GO): plasma membrane; nucleus
Molecular function (GO): protein binding
Source: RefSeq, a predicted model, not a curated record